Molecule: messenger RNA, 2256 nt
Organism: Malassezia japonica
Lineage: Eukaryota; Fungi; Basidiomycota; Malasseziomycetes; Malasseziales; Malasseziaceae
Exons: 1
Coding region: 1-2256 (751 amino acids)
Molecular function (GO): flavin adenine dinucleotide binding; long-chain-alcohol oxidase activity
Source: RefSeq, a predicted model, not a curated record
AUGGACCCGAAGCAGCUGGUUGUAGACACCUCCCGCGACUACGCGAGCGAGCUUUGGAACGACGGCCAGAAGCAGGCACUGCGUACGAUCGGCGACACGAUCAUCGCACCGCUGACGCCGGAGGAGAAUGCCAAGUUCUGUGCCGAGCUCCCGGACUCGCUCGACGACCUGCAGCGCCGGCGUGCCGAGCUCUAUGCCACGACCAAGUUUUCCGACUACCCCGAUAUGGUGAACUGGGUCGCGAUGCACGUCAAGAUCGCGCUCACGCAGCAGAUGCAGUUCCGCAUCAGUGCGCUGCUCUACGUGCUGAGCACGCGUGCCGGCUGUCUCCCCCUCUUUGGCCGUCUCGGCCCCGUGUGGGAGAUUCCGCGCGAGGAGCGCGAAAAGGUGCUGAUGUCCUGGCAGACGUCGCGCCUCAAGUUGCUGCGCCAGGGAGGUGUCGGCCUCAACGGCCUCAUUAACAUUGCCUUUUACCGCGGCUGCGAGGCCGCCGAAGAGGCUAUGGGAUACCCCACGCUGGAAACGACGGACUGGAAGACCCCCCCGAGUUCCCAGCAAGAGGAGGUCGUCGAGGAGCACUACCCCUACCGCUUCCUCAACGAGAAGCUGCCCGCGACGCCGACCGACACCCCGCUUGAGCACGAGACCGACGUGCUGAUCAUCGGCUCGGGUGCCGGUGGUGGUGUGGUCGCGAGCUACCUCGCGCAGCGCGGCUUGCGCGUGAUGGUGAUCGACAAAGGCAUGUACGUUCCCCUGAACGAGAUGCAGCCGUCGGAGCGUUUCGGUAUGGAGCAGAUGCACGACCGCCUCGGCCUUGUGCCGACCGCCGACGGCUCGCUCUACAUCUUGGCUGGUGCCGGCUUUGGUGGCGGUACGACGAUCAACUGGUCGGCGACGCUCAAGCCCCGCUACUUCCUCCGCAACGCGUGGGCGACCAAGUUUGGCGUGCCGUACUUUGCGACGAACCACUUCACCGACGACCUCGAGGCGUGCAUUGACCGCAUGGGCGCAAGCGCCGACCAUAUCCAGCACAACCGUGCCAACUCGCUCCUGGCGCUCGGCGCGGCGCGCGGCGGCCAGCCGGUGAAUGCCGUGCCGCAGAACACGGGCGGCCACACGCACUACUGCGGCAAGUGCUACCUGGGCUGUACGUGCGGCCACAAGAUGGGCGGCGUGCAGACCUGGCUCAAGGACGCCGCGCAGAAUGGCGCCGAGUUUUACACGCACUGCAAUGUCGAGCGUAUUUUGAUGGACAACGGCCGCGCGACCGGCGCCUACGCCAAGGUCAACGGCCAGCGCGUGGUUAUCAGUGCGAAGAAGGCGGUCGUGGUGAGUUCGGGUAGCAUCCAGACCCCUGCGCUCCUCCUGCGCACGCCCGAGCUGCGUGCCAACAAGCAGAUCGGCCAGCACCUGCACCUGCACCCCGUCGCGUUCGUGCACGGCUACUACGACUUCCCGGUCGAGCCGUGGGAGGGCGGUAUGCUGACCACCGUCUCGAACGCUGCCGAGCUCGUCAACGCGCAGGGCUGGGGCGCCAAGGUCGAGGUCGUGGCGUCGCUUCCCUCGCUGUACAAUGCGCUCGCGCCGUUCAAGACGGCGCUCGAGCACAAGCGCCGUGCGAUGCGCUACCGCCACUCGUUUACGCUCCUGGUCCUGGUCCGCGACCGCGACGGUGGCAAGGUCACGAUCGACAACGAAGGCAACCCCGAGGUGCACUACGAGAUCAGCUCCUUUGACCAAAAGUCGAUGCUCGAGGGUGUCCUGCGUGCGACCGAGAUCCACAUGAAUGCGGGUGCGCGCGAGAUCGCCACGUCGCAGAACAAGCUGCGCUCGUUUGUAACGCCCGAGCCGGCGCCGGCGCCACCCACGACCUCGAACCUGAUCCGCGGCUCGUAUCCCUUUGACAAGAUGCCGCCCCAGGGCGAUAUUACGCACCCCGACUUUAUGCAGUGGCAGAGCGAGAUCCGCAAGUUUGGCUUUGCGCCGCUCCAGGCGAUGGUCGGCUCCGCGCACCAGAUGAGCUCGUGCCGCAUGGGCGCAGACCCCAAGACGAGCGCGCUGGACCCGCUCGGCCGCGUGCGCGGCGCGACGAACCUGUGGGUCGCCGACGGCUCGGCGCUCCCCGAGGCGUCCGGCGUGAACCCCAUGCUGACCAUCAUGGCCACGUCGCGCGGCAUUGCGCGCAACCUUGCACAGGAGCUCGGCGUGGAGCCCAAGUCGCCCCCGCCCCCGCUCCGCCUCCCGGCGCACUUGUAG